Ilyonectria robusta is the source of this 3306-nucleotide messenger RNA. RefSeq lists its product as uncharacterized. The transcript is spliced from 5 exons. Lineage: Eukaryota; Fungi; Ascomycota; Sordariomycetes; Hypocreales; Nectriaceae. Bases 1 to 3306 code for a protein of 1101 amino acids. The record is from RefSeq and is a predicted model, not a curated record.
AUGCUUUCCAAUCCUCCUCCCAAGAAGUUCUCUGCGUUAGCCGACAAAAUCUCUCCCGCAGCUCUUCUAGAAGGUUUCAGCUGGGCAGUCAAGCAACCACCUCGCCCUGGUCAGUUCUGCCGUCCACCACACCAUGAGCCCCCUCAGCUUGCUGGAUCAUCAACCCAUUUUCGCCAGCCCCCAAUCGUUGGCCGGGAACUUGCACCAAGUCUUCCCGGUCAGAUCACCCUGCCUGGAAUCCGCCGCGAUGUUGCAAUUCUGGAUCUCCCUGAGAUUGGCCUGCCUGGGAAGAAACCUCCAAUCGAACGUCUCUCUGCCGAAUCUGGUGUCAGUCAAAGUCUCUCAACGAAUGAGGAGCCACUUUCACAAGAGGUUUCCACUGAAACUGUUUCCUCACAACUGACAAAACCCCCCCGUGAUCCUCCCAUCCCUGAUCAUGACGGAACACAGGGCCAAUCUGGACAAAAGUUGGACGAAUUGAAACUACCACUGCCACGAGAGAAACGAGUCCAUCGCACGACUCAUCGUGAUCCACCCUCCAGCAUUUGUGGCGAUUUAGAAAGACCUACUCCCCAAACCCCAAGAUCUCAGCAUCGCCGGCAACGCGAGGUCAGGAGCCAAAUGCCAAGUCGUCCAAUUCUGACUCCGCGUCCACAUGGGAAAGCACCCGAGAAUCACGAUCGUUCCCAAUCCAGGACUAGCAACAUUUCCAAAAAGCGGUCGACCGGUCAGAAACGCCGGGCUCGUGCAGCCCCUGAGCGCAGGAAAGAGGCCAUGCACCAUGUGGCACAGUACUGGAAUGAGUGCAUGAGAAUUUCUGAAGACGAAAAGCAGGAGGCGGCCUGGGAAAUUGAACGACUUCAAACGGAAAUCAGUCAGCGGGAAAAAGAGCUGGACAAGUCAUUUGGUCUCUUGUCCAAGAAAGAAAUUGAGAUCAAAGGAGCUCGGAAACGUUGCCAGGAGUUGGAGCACCAGGAGAACCAGGCUACGGGCGAGAAUCAUCGACUGAACGGUGAGAUCAAGUCUUUGCAAGAACAGCUUGAGGCAUCCCAAAAGCAUGCAGAAGGGCUCAAAGACAAGUACCGUACUUGUCGAUCAAAGUUGAACGAAGCAAUUUCUGAACAACAGGCUCUUUUUCAGCGUUCCCGCGAAUUGUACCGAGCAACCAGAAAGGAGCUUGAGGAAGAGAAAAGCAGCCGUGUCGUCGAUUCACUCGCCGUUGACAACGCCAUUGAGAUCGGCCGCAAGAAACGUGAGGAGAUGAGGAUCUGCCUUGACGAGCUUCGCACACAGGCCGAACGAGAGGGUCACAGGAAGGAUCGAAUCGUAUCAGAAUUGGAAGCGAAGCUGCAGCAGCAAGAGGCCGAGCUCAUCCACGAGCGAGAUUCAGCAAUUGAGCUCCGGCAGCAGAUCGAGGAUCAAAAGAAGAUUCAGGAUAGUGUAACAAGAGUGGAAUCUCAAGUCCAGGCACUGCUCGAAAAGAGCACCAACUCAGACACAUGCGGCCGAAACCAGAGAGAAAUAACCGACCAACUGUCUUCGAAGCUCGAUCUCGUCAUUAAGCAUCUUGACUCGUUCAAAGACAAUGCAGUAACGCCUCUGGCCAUUGAGCCAGUCAUCAAAAGACUAGAAAAAAAUAUUGUUUCCAGAAUCUUGCCAGCCAUCCUCACCGUCAUUUCCGGACAAGCACAGGCAGAUAAGUCCGGUGUGGGAUUCAGAGACGAUGUCUUGGUCAGGCUCGAACAGAUUCAGAGUGGUCUCAUACACCAAGAUGAAAGAAUGUCUCAAGAUCGACAGAACGAUGAAGCUAUCCGCCGAGAGCUCUUUGACGUUCUUGGUCGAAUUGAUACUCGGACUUUCAACAUCGACAAGACUUACAAACAAACGGAGCGUCACUUCGUUGAAUGGACCCAAGGGUAUACUCGUCAGCAAGAGGCUUUGGAAGCAUCUCUCCAGGACCGGAUCACCCAACAGUUCAGAGAUCGGGAGAGUGUGAUCGGCAUGCUCGAGCAACAGCUACAAUCAGUGGCUGAGGACUACGGCAAGAAGAUCGAAACCAUGAAGCAACUUAUUCUGCAGAGCGAUGGUGAGGCCAAAAAGUACUUGCAGGAGACCAUUGCUGCAAUCCGAAACACUCUUGAGAAUGGGUUUAAGGAGGGGAGCGCCAGGUCCGAACGAGAGCUGUCUCAGUCCGAGGGCAUCCGGGUCAUGCUAGACUCGCAUCUCAAGGAAGUCAAGGACCAGUUAAUGACGACCUCACAUAAUGACCCCAAUUCCGGAGCGCUCUACCAAGCCUUGAAUAAGGAGCAAAAAGCCGUUGGGGAGCUCCGGCAAAAGCUUGCCGUGCUCGAGCAAGAGGCAACAACGAAUAAAGGCCUUCAUGAGAGAUGGCAGAAGGGCAUCAAAACCAUCGACGUAUUGAGAGAUCAACUGAAAGACAUCAGUGAGCGAGUGCCUCAAAUGGAAAGCCUAGAAGUAGAGUUCCGAAGCAUGGCUGAAAUCAGCCGGCUGAUGAAUUCAACCGCCGGCUACCUAGUAGCGGAACGGUCCUGGGUCAGUCAACAGCUCGGAGCCAACCCAGAGCCAGAGGUCCUGGGCUUUGGGGCCGAGGGGAUGCUUCACCCGUCACAAGCGGAAAAUUGGGGCAAAGGGGAAUCCAUUGCUUCAUCCAAUCCCCAGUCAAUGAUCACAAAUUUGUCAAGUUUGGCGGACUUGUGGGACCCAGCCACAGGCGCUUCCUCUCAAGAUGAAAACGUCAACCGCAAGGUGGUCUUCAACAGUCCAGGGGGUCGCAGUUCACCUUUUCCGCCACCAUCCAUUGAGCAAGAGCAGCUACGACGCCGGGAAGCAGCCGCGCCGCGAUCAAUUUUAAGAUCAUCAGCAUCGUCAUCGCAAGAUUCUGCGCAGGAUUCGCAACUCUCAAGAAUCCCUCCAAACCAAAGUCAAUACAAUAGACCCGUCACGGGAAAGGCCAGCUCAACGACUGCCAGCGCGAAGCAAGGAAUGAUGGAGCAAAUUCAGACCAAGUUCAUUCAACCGAGGCCAACGCAAAAGAACUGGGAUUUGCCUACGGUCGCUGAUUUCGAGAAAAAUAUCCAACCCAGUCGAUCCGAGGGAGGCAUGGCGGAGAAGAAGCAUUCAUUGGUCUCGACGGAACAAGUACACAGCCCCAACGGCAAAAAGAUGAAGGUGGAAGAGGGGUCAUCUCAGACAAUGCAAAACUUGAAGGAUUACAGACCUCAGGCAAGGGCGUCAAAGAGACAGGCUGUGAUAAGAACAUAUUCCCGCAAGCCAAUCGGGGAAUAG